CCUUCAAUAAAACAAUAAGGCGAGGACGUAUACCAAACACGGCUGUAGUAUGCUGGAUCAACAUGAGACAGGGAACCAGUGGAGAUUCCGCCCCCAUAACUAAUCAAUUAGUUUAUGCCGAGCUCUCGACGCUUCACACUCCAGUCGUGGAAUAUCAAGGAAUACCACCCACUAGAGACCGAUACAUGGGUACCAUGGCGCUGCCGUGGGAAAGGAAGUCGAUACGCUGUUGAUGAGCUCUCAGAUUCGUUCGGGAACAUUCCUGAUGCCCGUCGGUGGUGGGAUGUUGUGCAGAAUCAUAUUGCAACCCAGAAAAUAUGUACUUGCCAUUGCAGAUCGAAGGCAUUCCUGCAUUUUGGCAACAAAUCAUAUAUCUAAGGAGCAGAUGCGGGGAUGUGGGGGUAUUCGAGGCUGUUCGCUGCAAUAUCAAAUAUAAGCCAGAACACUAAGGCUCAGUUGAGUAGGGACUG
This is a messenger RNA of Colletotrichum navitas, 470 nucleotides long. RefSeq lists its product as uncharacterized. NCBI's taxonomy places the organism in Eukaryota, Fungi, Ascomycota, Sordariomycetes, Glomerellales, Glomerellaceae. The transcript has a single exon. The coding region runs from base 115 to 378 and encodes 87 amino acids. The record is from RefSeq and is a predicted model, not a curated record.